Messenger RNA from Drosophila elegans, 1326 nucleotides. RefSeq names its product peptide chain release factor 1-like, mitochondrial (gene mRF1). Lineage: Eukaryota; Metazoa; Arthropoda; Insecta; Diptera; Drosophilidae. The record is from RefSeq and is a predicted model, not a curated record. The transcript has a single exon. The coding region runs from base 76 to 1254 and encodes 392 amino acids. Gene Ontology annotation, biological process: translational termination. Gene Ontology annotation, molecular function: translation release factor activity.
CUAUUCUUGACCAUCUCUAACUUGUUGUUAUUUAAUUUUUAAUUUUACUAGAUUUUCAAUGAGAAAUCUCACAAAAUGCUUUCGCGAAAAUUACUAAACCUCCGCCUGGGCCACCUGGCACGCCGCUGGAGCAGCACAGACCCACUGAGCAUCCAGAAUGAGAAGCUCCAGGCGUAUUUGGAAUCCCUCCGCCAGGAGUACUAUGCCGUUCGGGUAAACGCUGCCGGAAACAGCAAAUCCUACGCCCGCCUCGCUCAGUUAGAGGGCGUGGUAAGCGCCUUAGAGCAGCGACGCGUCCUGGAGCGCCACAUCACGAGCGCCAAGGACAUGGAACUGGAGAAGGACGAGGAUAUGCGUCAACUGAUGCAAGAAGAAAACGAAGUCUAUGUGGAUCUGCUGAGCAAGCAGGAUCAUACACUGCUGCAGGAACUGCUCGCCCUGUCGGAUGACGAGGUGUAUCCGGCACUGAUCUUUGGCCUGAAUGCCGGCGCCGGUGGCCAGGAGGCCAUGCUAUUCGCUCAGGAGCUGUACGAUAUGUAUACCGGCUACUUCGAGCACAUGGGCUGGGAAUGGGAGGAGUUUGCCAGCGAGUCCACCGACAUUGGUGGUCUGCGUCAUGCCAGCCUGAUGGUGAGCGGUGGGGACGCCUUCCGUUGGCUACGCUUCGAGGCGGGCGUUCAUCGGGUUCAACGGGUGCCAGCCACGGAGAAGUCUGGCCGGAUGCACACCAGCACCGCCUCGAUCACCGUGAUUCCCCGGCCCGCCGACAUUCAGGUGCACAUUGCCGAGAAGGAUCUGAAGAUCGAAACAAAGCGGGCGAGUGGCGCUGGGGGCCAGCAUGUGAACACCACUGACUCCGCGGUGCGAAUUGUCCACCUGCCCACCGGCCUGGCAGUGGAGGCGCAAUCGGAGCGAUCGCAGCUAAAGAACCGGGAGCUGGCCAUGAAGCGCCUGCGUUCGCGGCUCGUGCAGCAGCAACUGGAGAGCGCGGAGGCCAGUAAAAUGGCCACCAAGAAGGCCCAACAGGGCAGCCUCAACCGCAACGAGAAGAUUCGCACCUACAAUUUUGUCCAAGACCGCAUCACGGACCACAGGAUUCAGGGCGGCACGCUGCACAACCUGGUCGGUUUCCUCAAGGGUGGUGAACAACUCAGUGGACUCAUCGAGAAGCUUCAACUAGAGCAGCGAAAGGAACGACUGAAGGAGCUACUGGAAACGUGGCAGCCACCAAAGGAGGCCGUUAAGAAGAACUAGAGCUAUUUUGUUGAUACAUUUAUACGUUUGCGAUUGAAAAAGAAGAAAGAAGAACUACUUUAUCAAAGGAAA